This is a messenger RNA of Anthostomella pinea, 327 nucleotides long. The record is from the annotation of a GenBank genome assembly. NCBI's taxonomy places the organism in Eukaryota, Fungi, Ascomycota, Sordariomycetes, Xylariales, Xylariaceae.
AUGGAAGUCGUUCCCAGCGAUAUGGAUGUCGACGACGGUGUCGGUGACGGCUUCGGUGACGAUGCUGGUAACGACGUCGGCGCUCCGGUUGUUGCACUUGCUAGCGCUUCUCGCAUCGACGAUGACAAGGGCGCGGAGUUCAAACUUCAAUUUUGCCUUCGAUGCCUGUCCGACGAUGCCCAUCAACUUAUCGACCUGUCGGAUUCCCCGAAGAUAGGCAAUUCCGACACCGCACUUACGCAUGCUGCCCAGCAGCUUGUCAACUCGGUCUCUGACAAAGAGAGCGAGAAAUUCGAGAAUUCUUGGUUCCUUCACGUCAUGCGAUGA